AUGGAAGACUCGGCACCCGGCAAAUCAAUCAACGUGCCAGUAUCUCACUGUGGUAGUGAUGAACAGACAGGGCUGCAACCGUGGCUACCAAGCCAACCUCUUCCAAACGCGCCUGGGGAUAGUAGUAGAUACGUUGGCUCGACUCAUUGGUCUGGGAUCCUCGAUGACAUCCACGGUCUGAGAGCGGCGUUGAGCCAGCACGACAACGCAUCCCGGAUUUUUGAGCCCGCUGGUGCGUCCUCAGAUUCAGUAUCUGGCAGGAACCUGAUCAUCUUUGGCUCCCCGAGUAACUUCUCCAUAGAAGCGAUCAUCCUCCAGUAUCUGCCUUCCAAAAUGGAAGUUGAUCGGCUAUCUGCGUUCUAUUCCGAGGGUAAGACGUUCAUCAUUCCUUUCAUUCAUGUGUUUCAGUUCCGCCACCAAUAUCGCUCCUUUUGGGCCGAUCCGCUUCUUGUUAGCUCGCCCUGGCUUUUCAUGCUCUUCUCCAUUUGCUCAGUGACCAGUAUGGUUCGUGGCACUAUUGAAAUCGCCUCGAUGACCAGAAAAAAUGUGAUUGCGGAAGCUAUCCACUUCCGAUCUGGAUGGCCUACGAGAUGGGCUAUCAUGGAGACCCAGAUUCUCUUGGCUAUCUUCCUGUAUUCGAAGGCGAGCUGCGACUGCGACGACAGUUUGGGCACUCUGCAGGCAGGUCUAUUUCACGGUGGCAAUAUCUGCCUCGAGAACUGCCACACGCGAUCACCGAGGAAUUUAGCAAACUCUAAUUUUGAUGAAAACACACAUAUCAUACCUGCUCCUCACUCGGAGAAUGAGGUCACUGGCCUGCUUUGGUUCAUUGUGAAAGACCGUCAGAUGGCUAGCUUCGGUAAGGUCUGUCGGGAUACUCUAAGCUUCAGUGAUAAAUCAGAGCCGGAGAUCUUGCAACCCGACAAUGAGAUUCGGCGCAUGCAAACAACAAUCCUAAGCAGCCUCCGAGCUCGUCCUCUAUCCAAUUCUACUUCAUAUACACCUCCUAUGGUCAUGACCUGA
Molecule: messenger RNA, 1023 nt
Organism: Penicillium argentinense
Lineage: Eukaryota; Fungi; Ascomycota; Eurotiomycetes; Eurotiales; Aspergillaceae
Product: fungal specific transcription factor domain-containing protein
Exons: 2
Coding region: 1-1023 (340 amino acids)
Source: RefSeq, a predicted model, not a curated record